Messenger RNA from Gigantopelta aegis, 1716 nucleotides. Its product is annotated as mitochondrial thiamine pyrophosphate carrier-like. The coding region runs from base 161 to 1114 and encodes 317 amino acids. Gene Ontology annotation, molecular function: thiamine transmembrane transporter activity. Lineage: Eukaryota; Metazoa; Mollusca; Gastropoda; Neomphalida; Peltospiridae. Gene Ontology annotation, biological process: thiamine pyrophosphate transmembrane transport. The transcript has 6 exons. Gene Ontology annotation, cellular component: mitochondrial inner membrane. The record is from RefSeq and is a predicted model, not a curated record.
UGCACUUCCAGUUUCCAAUGUCGUGGAAGGAAAAUUAUGUUAAAGAAUGGAAUUGACCAAACAGCUGAUUUAAUUUAAGGAUUUGCAUUUAAUAUCCAUGUGGAUAAGAAGAAAGUUCAAAGUAUGAUGCAGACUUCAUGUCUUGAAGAAGAUUAAAAACAUGGUUGGCUAUAAUCCACAAAAUGAAAUUCACCUGUCCCAUAAAGAGUUUGCUUUUGCUGGGGCUCUCAGUGGUGCCAUUUCCAGAGUGGUUGCACAACCAUUGGAUGUUCUGAAGAUUAGAUUUCAGCUUCAGGUAGAUCCAAUCCAGCAAUCUCAGGGGUCACUCUAUCAAGGUUUAAUCCAUGCUGUCAGGAAGAUAGCUGUUGAGGAAGGAAUAUCAGCAUUUUGGAAAGGCCAUGUACCUGCUCAGGCGUUAUCCAUUUUCUAUGGUAUAGCUCAGUAUACAUUUUUUGAGGCUCUGACUAAAGGAUCAUGGUACUUGAUGCCUGAAUCUCUGAAUGCUGAAUGGCGUCCAGUUACUCACACUGUGUGUGGAGGCCUGUCGGGCUGUAUCUCGACAUUUGUUGUACAACCCAUUGAUGUUAUUCGAACUCGAUUUGUUGCACAAGGAGGAACCAAGAUUUACUUUAAUGUAUAUCAAGCGUUUUUUCACAUUGCACAUCAAGAGGGUGUUCGAGGUUUUUACAGGGGACUAACUCCUGCCCUGUUGCAAAUAGCUCCACAGAUGGGAUUGCAGUUUGGUCUCUAUUCUUUCUUUACUCUAAUGUGGGACAAUAUUAAAGGCACAACAUCUUUCAAAAUACCAGGCCCUGUGGAAAGUUUUUUCUGUGGUACUGGAGCAGGAUUUCUCUCAAAGAUGAUCGUCUACCCACUUGACGUAAUCAAGAAGAGACUUCAGAUUCAGGGUUUUGAGAAAGCACGAAAAAACUUUGGUACAUUCCAUACAUACUAUGGGUUUUUGCACUGCUGUCGGCAUAUUGUGCUAAAUGAGGGAAUUCGUGGACUAUAUAAAGGACUGUUACCAAGUGUUUUAAAAGCUGGCGUGGUGUCUGGCACAAUUUUUUGUGUGUAUGAUCAGAUCAUAGCUGUUCUUAUUCUAUUACAUAGAUAAUUGUCAUAGACCUUGUUUUGCCAAUCUCACAGGUGGUGAAACGUUUUAUAGAGCGAUAUAUUCCUAUGACUGUUAAGAUGGUAAAAAAAAGAUAAAAAAGAAGGCAUUUCAGUCAGUGUUGAGAUUUUACUGUUACCCGUUUUGCAGAAGUGAACAUAAUUUCAGGUAUUGGUAGAAGAACAUAACUAGUUUUUGCAUGAAAGGUCAAGGUUAUUUGACAGUAUAUGACAAAUGAGACAGUUUGAUGCCUCAUGGUAAGUGUUCAUUAGGCCUACAUCUUAACCUGAUAUUUUGUGCUUAAGAAUGUGAGCUCUCUGUGCAGGACAAAAGUGAAUUGUUAGUGAGACAGAAUUGAGUGUAGUGGCUUUAUGCCUCCCCACUGAGCUAUCAAUAAGCACUCAAUAUGUCAGCCACUGAGGCCAUGUUUACUAUUUCUCAUACAAUGGCUGUAAUAUAACAAGACUAUGUCAUUGGUCAGUUAUUACAUACACCGGCCUUGGUGGCGUCGUGGUUAGGCCAUUGGUCUACAGGCUGGUAGGUAUUGGGUUCGGAUCCCAGUCAAAGCAUGGUAUUUUUAAUCCAGAUACCGACUCCAAACCCUG